Messenger RNA from Ipomoea triloba (trilobed morning glory), 4076 nucleotides. RefSeq lists its product as uncharacterized. The record is from RefSeq and is a predicted model, not a curated record. Bases 711 to 3476 code for a protein of 921 amino acids. The transcript has 8 exons. Lineage: Eukaryota; Viridiplantae; Streptophyta; Magnoliopsida; Solanales; Convolvulaceae.
GACUCCAAGUCGGUUUUGUUUACUAUUUCUCUCUCUCUCACACACACAGCUCUCUGUUUCAACGUUACGUGACAUUAAUCCAAUCCACUGUCUAAAUCAGAACCGGAAGUGAGGAACAACCAAGGUUUGUCAUUUUGUUUUCUCGGACGGGGGGAUGGGGUGUUUCAUACGUAUUGGCAUUUCAGAGUUGGCGUACGUGAGAUGAGAGACAAGUUUGGGGGGUGAUGAUCCCUAUGGUUCUUCAACGUGGAAUUUGGAACUAUCAUCAAAACCUGCAAAAAUAAUCGCCGGAGAAUGCCAAAAAGCCGAAAAUAUACGUAGCAGAAUUUUUUUCCUUUUCCUCUCCUCAGUGGGAAGAAAGAUGAGAUGCUGUUCUCGGCCCCACCAUUAUUUCUGGGUGUCCAUCAACUUUUUUUUCCUCCUCUUCUGAUUCUCUCUCUCACUAUGAUGUCUUCAUCAGCACCCUCGCUUUCUCUCUCUAUAUAGACAAAAAUACAGUAUCACUUUUCCUCUGCUUUCUAUCUUCACUGCUGUUUCUUCCAACCUCCUUGGUCUAUAAUGGCUGCCCCCACAACAUUAGUCAGACCGACUCCUAAUUUUCUGUGUGUGGAUAUGAGGGUCGGUGUUAUUCAAUCCUAAAGAAACAAAGGGUUUGAGUGGUCAUAGCAGGAGCGCAAUCUUGGUACAUUGAAUUCGAACAAUCUCCAAUUAUGGCAAAUAAAUCACCGAGAUACUCUUUGCAAUACAAGAAAGACCAGGCAGGUUGUAUCUGGGGCUUCAUUAACAUCUUUGACUUCCGCAAUGGUCGAUCCACUAGAAAGCUACUUGCAGAUGGAAGACAAGCUAGCGGACAAGUUGCAGGUGCCAGUUCAAGUAUGAAGCUUAAAAUACCGAAUCCCAGUGAGAAGAGUUUUAAGGUCAAGAUCCAGGAUGAUGACGAAAGUGAGGCAGCAACACUUGACUCUAAGACAAGUGUAAAGGAACUCAUGGAAGAAGAAAUGUUUGGUGAGGCAAGCCCGAAGGAUCAGAGAAAUGAUGUUGAAAUCCAACCAGAAGCGUUUAAUUCACACAAGGGGAGCCAUACAAAGAGGAGGAAAUGCAAACGGACAUUUAGAACUUCUGAUAGGUCUAGAAGUAUGUCCUUAUCGGAUUUGGAUGAUGUCAAGAAUGUUGGCUCUGAUGUCUCCUGCCGUCAAGUUCUCAACUCCGAUGAUUUUCAAAUUAUAAUGGAAGAGCUUGGCCAGAUUCAUGUAAAAACCAAUAGUUUCAGAAAGAAAGAUGUGCGUAACAAGCAGUCAGAUCAAGACCGCCCAGUUCUUGAAGAAAAGUUAAGUGCAGCCAUUGAGAUGCUUGUAAACCAGAAGUCUAAGGACAGUAGACACUUUGAAGAAGACGAGACUGCUUAUAACUCCCAAGAGUUAAUGGAUGCUCUGCAAACAUUAAGUUCUAACAAGGAAUUAUGCUGGAAACUCUUACAAGAUCCAAAUUCUAGGCUAGUGAAUCACAUGGAAAGUUUAGAGGAUCGAGUUGAAAAAGGGAGGAAGUCUAACUCUAGGCUGAAAUCUAAUUUGAUGCAGAAAAAUGUAGUUCAUGCAAAAACAGAUGCAAUCGGCAAUUCAAAACGAGGCCACUUUUUUCGCAGGAGAAGCAAAUCUCAAGAAAGCUAUCCUUUAAUGGAAGAUGAAAGAUCCCGGCCCUCUAGCAAAAUUGUAAUUCUAAAACCGGGACCAGCUGGCUUGCAAUUCCCAGGUUCUCCAAUUGAUGUUAGCUCAUCAGUACACUCUCCUCAUACAAUGGGCAAUAAAUUGCAGAAUGGGAAAAGCUCAUCCCAUUUCUCGUUCACUGAAAUUAAAAGAAGGCUAAAGAAAGCCAUGGGAAAAGAAUGCCAAGGGAUCUCUCAUGAAGAAAUCGUUCAUAAAAAGCACAGUGAUAUUGAUAAAGGGAUCAGUGGAGAAAAUAUUGGAUGGAGCUCUCCCAACAGAAACCAUUUUUACACCGAGAGAUUUGCCAGGCCUUCCCCCAUUCACUUCAAGAGAGGAGAUAAGAAAGGGAAGCCAAAAGACAUUGAAGAAGCUACAAUAAAUGAAGCAUCUAAUUAUCCCAAGCUGGAGAUAUCAAACAUCUAUCUUGAGGCUAAGAAACAUCUCCUGGAGAUGCUGGAUAAUGGGGAAAAAGAGGAAGAGUUAAUUAGCGAAAAGCUCCCUAAAUCCUUAGGAAGGAUCCUUUCUCUUCCUGAGUAUAACACUUCUUCUAACUGCAGUCCUAGAAAGUGUACUCAUGAGGAUGUCCUUCCUCCCCGGAUGAGAGUGGCUCCUUCUGACUCUAACUUAGAGAGGCAGUCUUCUGCUGCAGAAAUCAAUUCUGAACAGUACAUAAAAUUGGCAAAUGGAAACCUUGAUAUACCAUGUGAACUUAAUUGUGACGAUUUGUUGGAAAAAAUUGUUUCUCCUACUAAAGAUGAAGUGGCUGUUGCAGGGGUUCUAGAUACGGAAGAACCCGCUCCAAUUGGAUACCAGGAGGAUGGAAAAGUCUUAGAUGCAUCUUGUAAACCAAUUAGUUUUUCAAUUACCAUAGACAUUGGAAGUGCUGAUGUUACGGAAGCAUUUAACACGGAAACCUCCUCCCCGAGCUUGAAACUGGCAUCUGAAUGCUUAUCAGAUUCAUAUGGGGCAAAAGAAGUUUUUUCUUGUUGGUCAGCUGUCCCUCUGAACUCAUCUGACAGCGGGAAAGUUGAAUAUCCUCAGAGUGUAAUGGAUAGAAUGGAGCAACCCAGUCCCGUUUCUGUGCUUGAGCCAUUAUUUCCGGAGAAUGACAUCAAUCCUGCAACCACUAUGUGUCAACCAGUUGAACUCGAAAUUCAACCUCAGAAAAUCGAUUUUGAGGAACCAGCAGCAACUUCUCUUGACCAGCAACUUUACACACUGACUUUUCUGGAAAAUGAGGAAUCUGCAUUUGAAUACGUAGAGGCAGUACUGCUAGGUUCAGGGUUGAAUUGGGAUGAAUUUCUUUUAAGCUGGCUUUCCUCAGAUCAGAUUCUUGACCCAUCACUGUUUGAUGAAGUAGAUUUACUUUCUGAGUGUUCCUGUCGAAAGCUCCUUUUCGAUUGUACUAACGAAGUUCUUACUGAGGCAUGUGACCGCUAUUUUGGCUGCUUCCCUGGCACACCAUUUGUUAAACAGAACAUUCGGCCAGUUCCAAAGGGGAUGGACUUAAUCAAUGAGGUAUGGAUAGGGAUUGAAUGGUAUCUUCUCAAUACUCCACCGCCUCAUUCUUUGGAUCAGCUCGUCGAAAAAGAUAUGGAAAGGCCCGCAGGAUGGAUGGAUCUUAAAUCUGAUGUCAAAGACAUUGGCAAUACAAUCGAAGCAGCUAUUUUUGAGGAGUUGAUGGAGGAAACUCUUUUGAGCUUCGCAAAUGACACUUCAGAGGGUAAUCCCAUCCCUCUAUCAGAGAGUGAAAUUGAGAUUAGCAUUAAUUAGUGAAGGAUAGCAAUCUGUUGGCCAAGAAAAAGCAAAGAAGAGGGCAUGAAUCAGAGGUGGUCUCUCGGAUGAAGAAGUUAAGUAGUUGAAUCCCGUGUAUUCUGAAGGUAACAGCGAGAGUCGAGUAUUUUCACCUGAUUCAAAGAGCUACAGCCGGUAUGCAAUGUAAAGUUCACGUGAUAACUUUUCAAGGCAAAACAUUAUGGAUAAAGCAAGCAUUCAUGCUCCCAUGACAGGAACAAUGGACAUCUGCUUCAUAAAUAAUUGGCACACAGUCCAUUUGAGCAAGCAGGAUCAUGAAAACUUCACUGAGUUCCUGCUGGUCAUAUGGUGAUAAAGGUGAAGGUAAAGGCAAAGGGGUUCUCAUAACAGUGCAGAAUUUGUAGGUUCUGGUCUGCUGUGUGAUAUUUUCAGUUGUUCUGAUAGGUUUUGAUUUUUCUCCUCAUUUUCUGGGUUUAGGGGGGAAGUUCUGAGUUGUUUGACACAGACAGGCUGCUUUUGUUUUAUUUUCUUAUAAACUUUACAGAUGUAAUUACAUAGCAGUUGUAACUGAGAAUUCAAAAAAAAAAAAAAAAAAAAAAGCAGAAAUAAGCAAAUAUU